Rangifer tarandus platyrhynchus (Svalbard reindeer) is the source of this 1170-nucleotide messenger RNA. NCBI's taxonomy places the organism in Eukaryota, Metazoa, Chordata, Mammalia, Artiodactyla, Cervidae. The record is from the annotation of a GenBank genome assembly.
AUGGCCUCGCUGCUAGGAACUUACCCGUGGCCCGAGGGUCUCGAGUGCCCGGCCCUGGAAGCCGAGCUGUCGGACGGGCUGUCGCCGCCGGCCGCCCCCCGCCCGCCGGGGGACAAGGGCUCGGAGAGCCGUAUCCGGCGGCCCAUGAACGCCUUCAUGGUGUGGGCCAAGGACGAGAGGAAACGUCUGGCGGUGCAGAACCCGGACCUGCACAACGCCGAGCUCAGCAAGAUGCUGGGAAAGUCGUGGAAGGCGCUGACGCUGUCCCAGAAGAGGCCCUACGUGGACGAGGCGGAGCGGCUGCGACUCCAGCACAUGCAGGACUACCCCAACUACAAGUACCGGCCGCGCAGGAAGAAGCAGGCCAAGCGCCUGUGCAAGCGCGUGGACCCAGGCUUCCUGCUCAGCUCGCUCUCCCGCGACCAGAACUCCCUGCCCGAGAAGCGGGGCGGAGGCCGAGGGGCGCCGGGGGAGAAGGAGGACCGGGGUGAGUACUCCCCAGGCUCCGCGCUGCCCGGCCUGCGGGGCUGCUUCCACGACGGCCCAGCCGGCGGCAGCGGCGGCGGCAGCGGCGGCACCCCGGGCAGCGUGGACGCGUACCCCUACGGGUUGCCCACCCCGCCGGAGAUGUCACCCUUGGACGUGCUGGAACCGGAGCAGACCUUCUUCUCCUCACCAUGCCAGGAGGACCAUGCGCACUCCCGCCGCAUCGCCCACCUGCCCGGGCCCCCCUACUCCCCGGAGUACGCCCCCAACCCCCUCCACUGCGGCCACCCCCUGGGCUCCCUGGCCCUCGGUCAGUCCUCGGGCGUCUCCAUGAUGUCCACCGUGCCUGGCUGUCCCGCGUCUCCGGCCUAUUACUCCCAGGCCGCCUACCCGCCUCUCCACUCCAACCUGCACGCCCACCUGGGCCAGCUCUCCCCGCCUCCCGAGCAUCCCGGCUUCGACGCCCUGGAUCAGCUGAGCCAGGUGGAACUCCUGGGGGACAUGGAUCGCAAUGAAUUCGACCAGUACUUGAACACUCCCGGCCACCCAGACUCCGCCGCCGGGGCCCUCAGUGGGCAGGGCGCGGUCUCUGAGGUGACAUCGACGGGGCCCACAGAGACCAGCCUCAUUUCCGUGCUGGCUGACGCCACGGCCACGUACUACAACAGCUACAGCGUGUCAUAG